UGGAACUAGUUCCUUAACUGUGAUUUUUUUUCUAUUCUCAUUCUCACAUCCCAUGCUCAGAGGUACCAGUAAUUAUCAAGUGCAUUAUUAGCAACAAUAAAGUUGAUGUAGUCAGGAGGUACCAUAAACUCCAUUAAUAUAUGGUUUGUUAAGACAUCCUUUACUAUCAAAUAUGUCUAGAAUAUCAGCAAAGCUAAUGAGACAGAAGGGUACAAUGUUCAACAGCCAGUAAAAUGCGUUGGAAUCAUUUUAUAUCCCUUUUUACCAUGACAAGGCUGAAUGUUAAGAUGUCACUGUAUUAGUCAAUAACAUAGUUAUAGCUAGACAAACGUAAGCCUACGUUCAUAUUUGAAUAUGUUUCGACCUUUUUGAGAAAGGUUCCAAGAAACUUCAAUAGAGCAUGACUGCAUUGCACAUUUUGUGUAGUCUGAUGAAUACAGAACUCAUAAAAUUAUAAUAAUUCUGGGUUUGACUUUUUUCUGCUUUAUAAAAACAGCUACUUAGUGGCUAGUGUCAAAGAAAAUACCUUGGUCAUUUAAAAAUGUUCAUUUUCUCCAAAAUACCAAAAGAAUCAGUACUUUUUACAAAAUUAUGUAUUUUAAUAUAAAGCCAACUGAUGUUCAGAAAAAGGUAUUUUAAACUGCAGCUUUGUUUUCGUGACACUGUUCCCUCUAUAACUUAGCACAACUCAGUGAGGCAGUAUUUUUGCUGCAACAAGAUCAAGAAAAGCCCAUCAUCCACUUAUCAGAAACGUGCAAGGCCCUUUUACUCAAGUUUUACACAAGAAAACAAAUCUUGUUCCUCUCUUACUUCAAAUAAAAAAGGACACCAAAACAGCUCAGGGAAUUUUAACAAUGAUUUCUAAACAUGUAACAAGGGCAUCAGGCUGACUACGUCUAUCUAGGGAUGUAAGUGAGUAGCUGACUCGUCGACUAACCAAUAAGCGUAGGCUUAUCAGUCAAGUCAACUACUCGCAUUCCCCCCUACUUUGCUGCCUCUGUAUAAGAGGCAGCAAUGGGAGGAGCAGGAGCGGGCACUAGGGGGAUGGAGAGUUGGCUUAAAAGGAGGUUCCCCGGCGCCAUCUCUGUUGUGGUGCCUGUCGCCCCACCUCCACACUGCUGCCUCUAUCAAAUGGGACCCCCCGCAGAGAGGGGCUGCAGUUGGAGCAGCCUCUGCCCGCGGUCAGUCCAGCUACCCACCUGGUUCUUACUACAUUUAAACAGCACAGCCACAGUGGGAGUAGGUUCCAGACUCAACGUGACCCAGGACUGAGCCAGGCUACCUUCCUUUAUCGACUAACUGUGUAGCUGAUAAAAAUUCGAUCAACUAUUUGAUUAGCCAAUUAACUACAUCUUAACCUGCCUACUUCUAUCCCAAGCUGAAUUUGUAAUUUGAACUUUUGAAAAUCCUGAACAUGAGGACCCAUGCUUAAAACCAUCCUUAGAAGAAUAGUUAUAUAAUACUGCAUAGAAGUAGAGCAAUGAGUGGCAUUUUACAAUAAAAGAUCCUAAGUAUAAAAAUAUAAGUAAAAUUUAACACUUUGAACAUUGUGCAUAUGAACUUUGGUUUUGUUCUUUCAAAUGAGAAAUAAAGGUUUAAAACAUUUAUCUGGUUUUAGAACGUUCUUAAGACUUUCUUUCCAGUUAUAAUAGAACAAUUCUGACAACCGGCAGGUGGUGUUUGUGCAACUGUCAGCUAGUUCUCUGCCCCUGGAGAUGAAAUGCAGAACUCCACCUGCCUUACUGGGAUUUGGAAGUAAGACUGAGUCUCCAAAUCCACUGCAUCAUUAAGCUUAUUUCAUAGAAGAGGUUUUCAGCUGAACAACUAAGCAGCAGCAAGUUGAGGAUACCAAUGAAAUACAAAAGAUUAGGAGAGAAAUAGAACAAAGUAUAGGAAAAUUUUAGUCAAGAUUUCUGCUCAUUCAUUAACUAUUUUUCUAACUAUUUUUAAAUAUUUUUCUUGGCACUGUGAAAAUACUUUAAACUCUCAGAUAAACUCAACAACUGCUAUAGAUGCAUAGUAAAACAUGUUUAUUUGCUAUUUAAAAUUAAUCUUUGAAGCGGUGGCUCAAUGAGCAUUUGAAUCUAUAGUUCUAUCCUCCCUCAAAAACAAAGGGAGGGUAAAAUAAAAGAUAGAAUGAGCAUUAUAAAGUUCAUUAACAGAUAUGACGAAAAUAUUUAUGUCUAGUUUUGGUAAAGAAAAGGAACCAGCAAAAAUGGGGUUAAUUCUAGCCUUAAAAGGAAGCCUGUUCAACACCACUUCAAGUGAACACAAAUUAGAACGACCCUGGGAAUCUAUAAAGCCAUGUUUUAUUGCCAAGGAUCUGCAGUAAGAUCUGCAUUUGCUGUCAAACAAUGACAGUCAUUAUUUAGGAUGUUUAACAGAAUAUGCUUUUAUAUGGAUUUUUUGUUACUAAGUUGCUCAACAGGUGGCAUUCAAUGCAGCAUGGCAUCACCUAAAUAACAUUAAAAGUUUUGAAUGUCUGUAUAGCUGAAAUUAACAUAUCCACUAACAGUGUAUCUGAAUAUAAACCAGCCUUAUGGUGUGUGGAAGAAAAUCAGAUCUGAACAAAUGACUAUGGAUGGACACACGGGAAUUAAAGGUAAAUUCUAACACUUUACAUAGCUACAAACAAUCUCAUUGCUGAAGGUAUUGAUUUGAAUUUGGUGGACUUUUAUGCAUAGUUAGAUUAUCAUUCGACACCUACCUUUGUGAAACAUUAAUAUUCCAAAACAUGAAUUUUCCCUUCAUUGCAUCUGAAGCUGUUUAUCACCUCAUUCAAGUACAAAAAUUGUUUCUAAUAUGAAUAUUUCAGGAAAAAGGCAACAAUUCUAUUAUUCAUGACAUGCUUAGAUUUCUAGUUGAAAAAAAAUCAAAAUUACCUCUCAAAAAUGCUUUGCACAAACAAAGACUUGCACUGCAAUAAUGCCUCAAAAUAUAUCCUGCUAACGACUAACCAUAGCUGGAAUAAUUUUAAAAACAUUAAAUCAAUACUAAAAUUCAUAAUGCAUUCUAUUAAUUUUCUCCAAUUACAAUAGUCUGAUCUUUUUCUCCCCUGGGAGCAUGCCCUACCAGUAUUUUAAAGCAUGAAGAUUUUAAAAGAAUAAAAGGAUAAAGUAUUCUAUUGAUUCAUGUAUUUAUCCAAAUAUAUCUUUGAUGUGUUUUAUACAAGUAUAUAUUUCACUUUUAUAGUUCAGAACAGAAUGUAAUCAUCCUACUACUAAACAGGUUUGUUAUUUUAAAAUAUAUAUAAAAUCAAUUAUAAAAUAUUCAAAUUGAUCAUUUCUUGCUUUAAAAAAAAGUUGAAACUCUUGCCACGAUUUCAAAUUUACAUAACCAUACAUUAAAAUAAAGGUCUUAUUGUUCACCCUGGUAUGUCAUUUUCACCUCCAUUUUCAUUAUGAAAGGUGAUUCAGUAAAAUUUAUUGCAAAGAAAAUAAGAUUAAACAUGAAGAUGGUGUAAAUUAAUACAAAUUCACAUUAUCUUCACUUUUAAAAAGAUGUCUUUUCCUUCUGUCUUCCUCCAUAAGCAGAAGGACAUUUCGUCUGUCUAGAUUUUGCUAACAUUUUUGCAGCCAAAGGCUAUGCUCUUUAAUAAGCUUGCUAUUUAACUAUGAAAACAAGGAAUAUGAUACAUAGAAAAGUUCCUCUCCUACCCCAGAGAUUAAUGGGUCAGCUUUACUGAUGCAUCCCCCUCUUCUAUUCAUCAAUAUUAAGAGCGCCUGAUUAGCACAUGUUUGAGCUGACUGCUCCUAAUAAUUUCUCUCAUGUACGUUAAAUGCUUUUUUGGCUGAAUAUUUGUUUAUAUGUAUUCGAGCAUCAAGCUCCUAAACACAAAAUUACUUGUGUAUGUGAAUAAGUGUAAACUCACAAUCCCUAUACGAUUGAAUGCCUGAGCUUUAAAAACAUUAACAUAAAUCAUCUAAGCAUGAGAUUAAUAAUUUUUCAUUUACUAAUUGCAGAUCCAAGGAUAUUCAGCAAUUGUUAAAAGGAAUGAAUGGACCAAAUAAUCUUCCACUUUCCAAUUUCAAGAAGAAACAUUUGUGAAGAAACAUUGUAUAUGCAAUUCAACUAUCAUUACGUUCAGAAAGGCCCCACAUGAUUGGGUAUUAAAUUUUCUCACUUACCUUGUACAUGGAAUCUUACAAAUAGGAAAUUAAUUUAUUUUCUGUAACUGAUAAAUUUCCAGUCAUUCUAAGCCUAAUUAAUUUGGCUUCCAUUCCAUUUCCAAACAGUUUAAACAUUUUAUACACAACAAAACCCCUAUUUCCAAAUCCUUAAAAUUCUUGCUGAAACCUCUUUGGAAAUCAACAAUUUACCAUUUUGGCCUGAAAAGUCAACGCGUAAAUAUUGAUGUAAUCUUUCGAGCAGAUACCUUAACCAUGGAAUCUUACACAGGAGCAUUAUUGCCAUUUAUUUGUAACAGCACAUCUUUUGAACGAAAUGGAUCAUAUUUAUGUAAUGAAAGCAUGCCUUCUAGCUUGGCUGAUGAAUCAGAAGAACACCAACAAUACAUUAUUGGGCUUUUCUUAUCAUGCCUUUACACUAUUUUUCUUUUCCCUAUUGGCUUUGUAGGAAACAUUCUGAUUUUAGUUGUGAACAUAAGUUUUCGUGAAAAGAUGACUAUCCCUGACCUGUACUUCAUAAAUCUUGCAGUAGCUGAUCUGAUUUUAGUUGCUGACUCCCUCAUUGAGGUUUUUAAUCUUGAUGAAAAGUACUAUGAUAUCACUAUUAUUUGUACUUCCAUGUCUCUGUUUCUUCAGAUCAACAUGUAUAGCAGCAUUUUCUUUUUGACAUGGAUGAGUUUUGACAGAUAUAUAGCACUUGCAAAAGUAAUGAGGUCCAACAUAUUUCGCACUAUGCAACAUGCUAGAUUAAGCUGUGGCCUCAUAUGGAUGGCAUCUAUCUCUGCAACACUAGUGCCAUUUACAGCUGUACAUUUGCAGCACACUGGAGAGAUCUACUUUUGUUUCGCAGAUGUAGAAGAAAUCCAGUGGUUAGAAAUAACUUUGGGGUUUAUAAUCCCCUUUGUAAUCAUCGGCCUUUGUUACUCAUUAAUUGCUCGAGUUCUUGUAACAGCACACAAACACAGGAGUCUUCGACUACGGCGCCAGAAGGCUCUUCGAAUGAUAUUUGUAGUUGUCCUGGUUUUUUUUAUCUGCUGGCUACCUGAAAAUGUCUUCAUUAGUGUUCAGCUUCUUCAAGAGAAAGGAAAGACAAUCUCUUCAGGCAACCCAUCUUUUCGGCAUGAUUAUCCCCUAACUGGACAUAUUGUAAACCUAGCAGCCUUUUCUAACAGCUGUUUGAACCCUCUGAUUUACAGUUUUCUAGGUGAAACUUUUAGACACAAAUUACGAUUGUAUGUUGAACAAAAAACUAAAAUGUCAACAUUCAAUCGUUUUUGUCAUGCUGCCCUAAAGUCAGUUAUUCCUGACAGUAAUGAGCAAUCAGAAGUUUAAUUUAGUAGUGCUAUAUAAAAACAACUGAAAAUUGCACAAAUAUAAACUAUAAUGCUUGUGACUAACAGUAAAAUAUAUGUAUAUACAAUGCCUUGCUGAGUAUUGAAGGUUUAUUCUCUAAAUAUUUUUAUGACAAGAUUUCAAUGGGGAACAAUACAUUUUAGUUAGAUUUGUAUUUAAUUAUCAACAGACUAAUUAAAAGCUGACUAAUAAGGAGCCUUUAGUUUUGCAUGAUUUAUCAGAAAAUAUUAUUGAGCUAGGAAGAAACAAGAUAACUCAAUUAUCAGAGAAUAGCUACUUUGCUAUAUGUAAUAUGCUAGAUGUUUCCACUUAAAUAAUGAAGUUGCCACAACAGUGAGAAAACCCAUUACAACACAUUGAUGUGGAGAUACAGAAAAAAAUUACUGAUUUUCCAUCUAAAUAUAGCCAUCUGACAACUUUGUGAAAAACUAUUGUGCUGUGCACAGUGCUGCAUAUGCUUUCUGUUCUAACACAUUUGAGUCAUUGAUUUUUUGUUUCUCUUAAUGUAAUAUACUAGCAUGCAGAUUCUUUCCUAGUUUAUAAUGUUUACUUCAAGUCUGAAGUCACACAGUCACCUCCUUCCGUACAUUACCUUAUCUCAGAGAACCCAUCAAAAGCAAAUUUUGCUGCUUCAUUUUAUUUUUAAAUGUUGUCCAAAGGAAAAUCAGGGUAUUUUGUCACAAGUGCAAAUGUCACAUUGAAGUGCCCUAAACUACUGCUAUCUUCAUAUUAAUAUUUGUGUGUGUAUGUAUACACACAAACACAUUUACAUCAGUCACCACAUUUAAAUGAAAAUUGAGACUUGUUAAUAUUGUAACAAUAACUGUCUUGGCUGUAAAAAUGGAAUGUUGUUUUUAAAAAAUACUUGCCUACUGCAAAAAGUGACAGUGUAAGAAGCUCUAAUUAAAAUGUAUUUUUUGGCAUCACAACUUCUAUAAUUGAGAAAAUGAUUAGCCAUCAGGGUUUUUUCCUCUCAAAUCCACUGGACUUCCAGGAUCUUAGAUGCCUGCUGGCUUUUUUAUGGAUUUUCUCCUUUUCAGAAAAGUCAGAUCAAGAAGUAAAAGCAAAAACAUCUUAGCAUUACACAGUGGAAUGGGGGAGGAGGAAUUUUCCAAAUUCUGCCUGCCUUGAAACCAAUAACUGAGCCUUGAUCUCAGAUGCCCUGGCAUAUAGCAUGUAAUACAUUAAGGCAAGGCCUUCACAGAAGGUGAAAAAAGAUCACAUUAGGAGCACUUAAAAAAAAAACCAACACAGAAACACUGAAAUAUUACUUAUGUCACUGAAUUGCACAGAACAGGACACAGACAUAUAAUCUCAUCUCUAUAUUCAAGUAGUUACGCAUGCAAAUCUCUCCAAACUGAGAUAAGACCCCUUUAUUCCCACUUUACAUGUAUUCUACAUGGGCAUGAGUAUGACACAUGAACAAGGGUUUUUUUUAAAUAUUUUUUAAGAAUAUUUCACAUGCAAUUACAUUUCUGCUGAAAUACUUGAAAAGUUUCUUAAUGGAAGCUAUAACCACAAAAGACUUGAUCUCUAGGUGCAUAGGUACCACUGGGUGAUGGGAGGAUUAACACCACAUUUAGCUAUACAGAUAUUCCUCAAAUUGACGUACAAGAAACGUGUAUGUUGGUGUUUCUUAUACCUGUUUGUUCUUUGGUUUUAUUUGCAUAUUUUCAUUAUCCAGAGCAUCUGAGGAACAAUUUCACUUUUGCACAUCUUUCCCGUGGGAGUGUGAAUUCAUCUCCCAGGGAGGGUGUCUGGUAUCGUGUCUUCUACAUGUAGAAUGAGUUGCUACACAACACUUAGCAACAAAUCUCCUAUAUUCCUACUAUCUAACAUGUGGUGUUUUGUUCUUUCCCCACCCGCUUGCAUCUCUGCAAUUAACCAACGUUAUUCACCAGCUAUUUAUUGUCCCUGUAUAUUAACUUCAUCCUGGAAAGAAUGGCAUUUUAACUGGCAUAGACUUGAAGGAAUGGAUUCUUCCCUCAGGUAAGCACUGCAGAUAAGUCAGUCACCACGCAUGCAUGUACAAAAAUCCUGGAGUGUCCCUCUCAAGCAUCAAAAUUACUCAAAAUAUCUUACAUGUGCUUAAAAAAACCGAACACACACUCAAAACAAUACCAUGUAUAACGGUGGGUCUGGGGGCACUACUGUGAGGGUCAAAUCAGGGCAAACUGCUUAGAACCAGAACUACUUAUAGUUCAAGAUUGGGGUCCUUCUCUACAAGGCAUCAAAUCAAUCACACAGAGUACUUCAGCUGCCACUCUGGCCAGCAAGAAGUCUCAUAAGCAAUCCCCUUAGAUAACCCAGCUUUACCUGUACCACAACCAGCCACCACUCCUUACACAAAAACCAAUCUCACCAACUACGAACAGGUUCUCCCGUCCCAAAAGACUACUCAUAGUUCCAGGUCAAUUUACUGCUGUAUCUAUCCUUUAGCAUCUAAAAUCUAAAGGUUUAUUAAUAAAAAGAGAGAGAAGGGCGAGAGUAAAAUUAUUCAAGAAAGCACAUU
This is a messenger RNA of Pelodiscus sinensis (Chinese soft-shelled turtle), 7992 nucleotides long. Lineage: Eukaryota; Metazoa; Chordata; Testudines; Trionychidae. The record is from RefSeq and is a predicted model, not a curated record.